AUGGCUGACGACGACACCUCCUCCUCUUUCACCUUUUGUUUUACGAUGCCUUUCCUCUUCUCCGAUAAGCAAAAUGACCCAGUAGAGGUUGCCUAUGAAGUAUUCGAGGAAAUGAAGAAAAGGGGAUUUGUCAUAGAACAGAGCACCUAUGCCUUAGUGAUUCAAGCUCUUUGUGUGGCAAAUAAAGCUGAAUGUGCUUUUAUCAAUUUGCAACAGAUGAUAUGGGAUAAAACCCCAAUUAAAACAUUUGGACUGCCCGGGAAUCAAACUCAGGUCUGUACCGUACCACUACUCUACCACUAG
Messenger RNA from Dovyalis caffra, 303 nucleotides. The record is from the annotation of a GenBank genome assembly. Lineage: Eukaryota; Viridiplantae; Streptophyta; Magnoliopsida; Malpighiales; Salicaceae.